This is a messenger RNA of Mytilus trossulus (common blue mussel), 1902 nucleotides long. Its product is annotated as glycosylated lysosomal membrane protein-like. The record is from RefSeq and is a predicted model, not a curated record. Gene Ontology annotation, cellular component: lysosome. Lineage: Eukaryota; Metazoa; Mollusca; Bivalvia; Mytilida; Mytilidae. The transcript is spliced from 6 exons. The coding region runs from base 60 to 1340 and encodes 426 amino acids.
UUUUGGUUAUCACUUGACGCUCAGCUGAUAAUGAAUCAUGUGAUCACCACAGUUUAAAGAUGGCGGUAACCGUAACAUUUGUUUCAAAAGUUUGUUCAGUUGUUCUCCUUUUUAUUGUUCUAUUGGAGACAACUUUUGCGUUAAGAACGAUACAAACUGAAUUAAAUCCUGGGUGUGAUGACACAAAGGAAGAUUGUGCAGGAGGUGUGGCUUACAUCAAAGCUAUCGGAGAUCAAAAUACAUUCCAUUAUAUACUCACAGCCAUCGGACCACCCACCGUCCUGGUCAUCAUGACUGAGAAAACAACAAAAGAUGCAGGAAUAAGCAUCAAUUGGGAGAACUUUAAAUCAGGCAAUAUCACAGAAAUGGAAAACUCAAUCAAACUAGAUCCAAGUUAUAAAGUAUUGUAUUCUUAUGGAGUUGUUUUUACAAGGUUAUUUCAAUACAACGACACAGGAGAUGUAGCAGAGCUAGGGAAAUUAAAUCUGAACAAAACAGCCUUUAAAGUGUUUGACUUCUCUAGAUCAAUGUUUGAAUGGUUCGACCUGAAAGCCAUCUCAUCAGAUUCUGCUAUUAAGUUGAGGGUUAAAAAUAGUUCAGCUAUAAUGGGACAGACAAUAAAUAAUGGCUCCUUAGAAUUUAAAUUUAUGUUUUUUGACCACAUGGAUAGGGCUACAGAUUUACCCCAUCUACAGUAUACUGAAGAUACCAGUCAGUUUGACUUUAAACUGAUGAAUAUUAAUACAGGGAACAUGUCACUAUCCAGAUUUGCUUUAGAAACUGUAUUGUUCAGCACAGACUCUGCAGAUAAAGAUAUGAAAUUUGAUGAGACCAAGUCUAUAGAUGAUGAAUACACACCUGGAGUGUUUACAAUAUCAAACUGGCUAACCAGACCAGAGAAAGAAGAACAGGGUGGUUUUCUUCAACAUAAACCAGUGUGUUAUACUAAAGCACAUCGUGAGCGAGCUGUUGGGACUUAUGUCAGAGGUUAUGGUCUGACCAAAGUGACAGACCUUCAGUAUUUAUUAAACCAAAGUGCAGUUCUAGCCUACUUUGGAAGUGCACAUAUGGCUAACUUGAGAAUAAGCUCUACAAACUUUUCAUUUGGUCUAAGUGAAGAUGGAACAUUUACAAAGAAUAAUUACACUGUUUGGACUGGUUCCCUAGGUUACGGGAAACCUCCAAUGGAUGCUGUAUCAUCUCUAGUGGUUGUUGUGAUAUCUGUUGGACUUGGUAUACCUGUUGUACUUAUUAUAUUUGGCGGCAUUUUUGUCUGUCUAAAGAAAAAAUCAGAUCCUCUUUUAGUUGAUGUUUCUAAAAGUGCUAUGUCUGUAAACUGAGUUCAAUUCUGUGAAGUGAUUAAAAAAAUACUCAUUUAAUAGUUUUACUGAAUGUUCUUUAUAAGUCUUAGAUAUAUACUAUUAAAAUAAGGUAAAUAUCCAAUUAAGUCUUUUAUAGUCUACAGCUUUCAUGGUAUCUGAUUAAUUAAACACAUUUUUAGAUAAUAAAAAUAUGUCAAGGAAAUCAAAUGAUAAUAGAUACUGACAUGUUAUUGUGCUAUAUUUUGAAAUACAAGCAUUGAAGAAGGAGAACUUUUUAUGAGAAUAUCAGGACAAUUGUUAAGAAAAUAGUAUGCUAACUGUGUGACCAGUGUUGUUAAAGAACAUGCAAAUAUUUUUUUAUCAAAAAGUGUUUUUGAAAAUGUAUCAGUUUCUGAGAAAAAUUGAUAAAUUUUCAGAUGAGUUACAAAUAAUAAACGGAAGGUUUAAAGCCAUACAAUUUGAAAUCAGUAAAUUAUCAUUGAAAUUGUUUCUGUCCAUUUAAAAGUACAUAUUAUCUGUUUAACUGUGAUAUCUUUGUUCUUAAAGUAUGUUUUACUUUAAUAAAAAAAGUUAAAUUUUA